AUUAAUGCGGGAACCUCAGCUACGAACGGAACGGAACAGAACGAAACGGUUCGGAAAUAUCGAAACAACGACGUGUAUCAAACCACCACAAGUUUCGGCCUUCGACGGUUAGUGCAGGCUAAAAUUUACAGUCACCACCGGUUUAGUGAACGUUGAUUGCUCUAGGUUUCAUCGGUAUCCAUUUAAUGAAUGAGCUGUGGGAGAAAAAUACAAACCCUGUAAACAACUGCCAACAACUUUUUGGGGGAAUCCCUUGCGUGUGGAUCACGAUUGUUGAUCUCAUCGGUGAAGUAAAGUUUUGUCCAUCAGUGAUCGACAUUUUGGUGAUGAAAGCUUGAAGUGGUUAAUCUAAGGUUUCAAACUGAUUAAAGGGUGAAGUGUUUUGCGCAAAAAUUUCGAAGAAGAGGUUCCAUGAAACAGUUUUUCUGAGAAGACGACAGGUGGAUUAGCAUACCCGGUGAUAGUCGUAUUUUUACAACAGAAUUGCUACAAUCAUCUCUUAAGUCAAAUAUGUCGAUCUAACAGAUCUGGGAAAGUUUAGGCCCUUAGAGAACUAAAAUCGAGAAAAAUGAGUGGAAUACAGAACGAAGCUUUCGACUACGACGCGAAUGGCUCCAGCGAACAGAUAUUACAUCGUAAAGGUAGCACGACGCCCAUCGACGCACAGCAAGGAGAAAAUGCCCUGACGUCACAAUACUCACCCCCAAGUCAACCGGAGAGGGCAACCCUAUCCGAUAAACUGAAAAAGGCUGUUGAAAGGCACAGAGGCGCCAUCAGGCUUGGCUGGAUAGCAGCACUCAACGCCCUGGUCAUCGUAUUUUUUGGGUUUGCCACCAAUGAAUACGUGAGCAAUGACAUAUCCUGCAUUGAAGGAUGUGGCAUGCAAUGGUGCACCGGAUACGGCUUUCUGGUACUGCUGUUAGGAUUCAUCUACUUGGGUCUAGUCUACUACCAGGUGCUGAAACCUACUCUAAGGAAAGCUUACGUAAACAACAUCGGCAGACCCAUAACAAAGUUCCUGGGUAACGUGUUCAGUAGUUUAUACGUUAAGCUGGGAGCCGCAGGUAUUGUGGUGGUUGGGUUUGCGAUCUUCUGUUACUUUGAAACGCGAGAUGAGCCGGAGCGACUUAUGGCUCUGGCCGGUAUGGCAACCCUGUUUGGGUUGGCUUUUCUCUGCUCCAAGCAUCCCACGAAGAUCAACUUCCGUCCGGUUAUAUUCGGCGUCAUAUUCCAAUUUCUGCUGGGAUUGUUCUGCAUCCGCUGGGAAGUGGGUCGAAGCAUAUUUAGCUGCUUCGGCGAUAAGGUGGCCACCUUCCUAAACUACUCCAAUGCCGGGGCCGGUUUCGUUUAUGGCGAUUUCCUGGUUAACAAGGAAGGAAUCUUUGCCUUUGCCGUCCUAUCUGUGAUAUAUUUCUUCAGCUUUUUCAUCUCUAUCCUGUACUAUUUGGGGGCGAUGCAGUGGGUAGUGUUGAAGCUGGGUUGGAUAUUGCAAUCCAUUUUGGGGUCUACCGUUUGCGAGAGUGUCAUCGCUGCGGCCAACAUCUUUUUGGGGAUGAGUGAGUCCCCGUUGCUGAUUCGACCGUACCUGAAGGAUUUGACGCAUUCGGAAAUCCAUGCCAUCAUGGCUUCCGGUUUUGCCACCGUAUCCGGAACGGUGUUGGCUGCUUAUAUUUCCUUCGGAGCAGAACCGGCUCAUUUGAUCACGGCCAGUGUCAUGGCUGCACCGGCAACGCUUUGCUUCGCCAAACUGAUCUAUCCGGAGACGGAAAAAAGCAAAACCAGUUCCGAUAACAUUCAGAUGGAGAAAUCGGAAGACUCAUCCAUACUGGAUGCUGCAGCGAAUGGUGCUAAUACGGCCACCGCACUGAUCCUCGGCAUCAUCGCCAAUCUCAUCGCCUUCGUGUCGUUUAUUGCCUUCAUCAACGGAGUAUUAGGCUGGGCUGGGGAACUAGUAGGUCUUGAGGACGUCUCGUUGGAGAACAUCUUUGGAACUAUAUUCCGACCAUUGGCCUUCGUGAUGGGAGUCCCUUGGGAUGAGAGCUAUUACGUUGGCAAACUGAUCGGUAUCAAAUCGAUCGUCAAUGAGUUUGUGGCUUACCAGAGGAUGGGCGAGUUCAUCCAAGCCGGAGCCAUUACGAAGCGGUCGACGGCCAUUGCGACCUAUGCCAUUUGCGGUUUCGCCAACCCCAGUUCCCUGGGAAUCUCGAUUGGAGCCCUCAGCGCAAUGGUUCCCAGCAAAAGGAACAUGAUCACAGCGGUAGCGCUGCGAGCUGUCAUCACCGGAUCAAUCGUGUGCUUCAUGACCGCCUGCAUAGGAGGACUGCUGAUGGAUGUCAACUCUUUCAACAGUGUAACAACCGCCCCCCAGGGAGCUGUGCUCCUCAACUCGACUGGUAGUUUUUAGUGUGUUACAGUUAGUUUUUAGGUUAAGAAAAUGAUAGGAUAACUAAGCCAGUGGAAAAAUAAAA
Uranotaenia lowii is the source of this 2468-nucleotide messenger RNA. RefSeq names its product solute carrier family 28 member 3 (gene CNT2). Gene Ontology annotation, molecular function: nucleoside:sodium symporter activity. NCBI's taxonomy places the organism in Eukaryota, Metazoa, Arthropoda, Insecta, Diptera, Culicidae. Gene Ontology annotation, biological process: nucleoside transmembrane transport. Bases 569 to 2404 code for a protein of 611 amino acids. The transcript has 9 exons. The record is from RefSeq and is a predicted model, not a curated record. Gene Ontology annotation, cellular component: membrane.